GAUAGCGUCAGAGCCAUGUCUUCAUGAAGUGGCAGAUGGGGUAACGUUGCGGGACAAAUUUCGCAUCGCUAUAUAUACUUGAGAACUUCCAACACCCAGUCGGAUAUUCAGAAGUUCAUUACCACCAACAACUCAAGUCUUCAUCUCCUUCGCUUCAAUCGCUCUAAUCACCAAUAUACUCUCGCCCAAGUCUCUCGUUCUUAACGACUUUUUAAAAACUAUCACCAUGCUUGCCUCAGUCAUCACCGUCGUCGCGGCUCUUGCUGCCUCUGCUACUGCUCUCCCCAAGCAGGUGUACGCUUCUUGGCCCGCCACCAACUUCGACGAGGGCUGCUCUCCCGGUGGCUGCAUCGCCAGCUUCAACAUCUCCGCACCCGCGGACUACGUAAAGGGCGCCCCUGCCUUCAACGUCUCCUGCCACCCCAUCUACAUCCAACAAGGAUGGGUUGAAUGCGACGUCGUCGGCGAGAACCAGAACGGCGCCUUCGUCCGCUCAAUGUGGUCCGAAGCCACCGUGCGCGAGCAGAUCAAGAUCUCUGUUUCCCACGUCUGGAACCAGGGUGAGACUCGCUUCAACGCCAGUGGAUCAAUUGAGAUCCCGUCCACCAGCACUUCCUUCGGCGUGCCCGUCACCUCGCUCACCGCCGUCGCAUAGAGAAGUUUUAGGGAAUUAAGAAGCGGAGGUAUUAGAAAAGGGGUUAUCGGUUACAUUGAUUGGUAUAGAUGGGCUUCGAUUCAUUAUAGAGUAUUAUAUUAAUCAAUAAUUACCAUUUGUGGGAC
Messenger RNA from Hypoxylon trugodes, 780 nucleotides. RefSeq lists its product as uncharacterized. The transcript is spliced from 3 exons. The coding region runs from base 227 to 655 and encodes 142 amino acids. Lineage: Eukaryota; Fungi; Ascomycota; Sordariomycetes; Xylariales; Hypoxylaceae. The record is from RefSeq and is a predicted model, not a curated record.